This is a messenger RNA of Eurypyga helias (sunbittern), 810 nucleotides long. RefSeq names its product methyltransferase like 21C (gene METTL21C). Gene Ontology annotation, biological process: peptidyl-lysine methylation. Gene Ontology annotation, cellular component: cytoplasm; cytosol. The record is from RefSeq and is a predicted model, not a curated record. The coding region runs from base 1 to 810 and encodes 269 amino acids. The transcript is spliced from 4 exons. NCBI's taxonomy places the organism in Eukaryota, Metazoa, Chordata, Aves, Eurypygiformes, Eurypygidae. Gene Ontology annotation, molecular function: protein-lysine N-methyltransferase activity.
AUGAUCUCCGCGCAGCAGCCACCGUUUCCCAACAAGAUUCAGAGAGCAAUGGACUGCCAAACCGAGGAAGAAGAAACCUGUGAAGCGCAGUACGAGUCUGAGAACUGCUCUUGCAGCUCCAAGUGUGCAUCAUCAACAGCAGAAUCCCACUCAGAUUCACCAGUAAUACUUAAAAUCCUACAGAACUGGGUUCCUAGAGUCUCGCACUACUUUGACAAAGAGCACUACAUGUACGCUGGCCACCAGAUUGUCAUUCAGGAGUCCAUAGAACACUUUGGGGCUGUGGUAUGGCCGGGGGCACUGGCUUUAUCUCAAUAUCUGGAAUCAAAUCAAGAACAAUUCAACCUCAAAGACAAAAAAGUUUUGGAAAUUGGUGCUGGAACAGGCUUGGUUUCCAUUGUGGCCUGUAUCUUAGGAGCUUAUGUUACAGCUACUGAUCUGCCUGAAGUUCUUGAAAAUCUUUCAUAUAAUAUUUCAAGAAAUACACAAAACAUGACCAUGCACAAACCUGAAGUGAGGAAACUGGUAUGGGGAGAAGGCCUCAGUGAAGACUUUCCUGUAUCAACUUACCAUUAUGAUUUCAUACUGGCAACUGAUGUUGUAUACCAUCAUGCAGCUCUGGACCCCCUGCUAGCAACAAUGGUGUAUUUUUGUAAGCCAGGAACAGUAUUACUAUGGGCAAAUAAAUUCAGAUUCAGUACAGACUAUGAAUUUUUGGAAAAACUUUGCAGUAUUUUUAACACAACCAUUCUAGCAGAAUUUCCAGAAUCAAAUGUCAAGCUGCUUAAAGCCACAGUAAGAGAGAAUUAA